CUUUAAAUCAACAGGUCUCCUUUCAAGCUCCCUGAUGCGGUUCCGAGAGACAUUAUGUGAUGGGAAAAUGUUGUACAUAUAUUGUCCUGAAGGCACGCUAAUCAGCAUCCAGUUUUCUCAGUAUGGUUACAGUUUAUCAGAGCAUCACAUGUGUGGUACCAUGGACACGCCAUUCAAAGACCAUUCCCAAGGCGACGGUGAUCGGAACUGCUAUCUCUCGAAUACACUGGACGUUUUAUUGAAGAUGUGCCAAGAGAAACGGAGAUGUCAAUUAAGGGUGAAGGUAAAAACCUUCACCACUCUAUCAGAUCCUUGCCCAAACAGAACAAAAUUACUUGAAGUAGCUUACCAAUGCCGACCCACUGAAUUCCAUCGUAAUUUGGCCUGUGAAGAUGAACAGAUAACUCUGACAUGUCGACGUUCCAGUAGAAUUGUUGUUUAUUAUGCAAAGUUCCGGCAUUUUCCAUCAACUAAAACCAACUGUUCCAAACCAGAAUCUUAUUCCUUGCAUAAUUGCAAGACACCCCAUGCAGCAGAACAGGCCAUACAAGACUGUCAGGGACGGAAACAUUGUCCAAUUCAAGUGGACAGUAGUACUUUUGAGAAUUAUUGCCCCUCCACUUCUCAGAAAUAUUUAGAAAUUGUUUACUCCUGUGCACCGAAACGUAUUCUCAAGAACGAACUGAUUAGAAAGUUUACAGAAAGCCACAUUAACUCACAGACCUGGCAAUCCCAUCAUCACCCUCUUCACCAUCAUCACCCUCUUCACCAACAUCCCCACCAGCACCAGGAACCAGUUCACCUGGGAAUAAAAGACCAGUACGACAGCAGCAGCGGAGAAGGCAGCAGCAGCAGCAGAGACAGGGGUUCAGGGAGACAAUUCAACAGCAGCGGGACAUUGCACAAAAUGAAGGCAAUACUAACAACGAGACCUGUCCAUAACAAAUGGAGGACAUCGGCGCCAAUUUCAUCAACAGCAUCAUCAACAGCAGCAGCUACUACCACCACUACUACUACUACUACUACUACAACGACGACUACUGCUUCCACUAGUACCGCUACCACCACCACCACCACAUUUAGAACAAGCAUCAGGAAUAUUGCACCUGGGGUCCUUGGUAUUCCCACGCCAAGCACACCUGAAUCUAAAGCUGAAAUCGAUCAAGAGAAUUCGCUGGGCCAUGAUGGCUUGUCUCCGCAACACACAGACAAUGUUGGUUCUCCAGAGAGAGGAGUGAGAAGGAAGGGACCUGUGGCUGAAUCGUCAAGUGUGGCCCCCUUGGAGACCCAGUCCAACGUUGACCCUAAUGUGCAUUGCGUAAACACAACCCACUUUGUGAGUAAAGUGAAGAAGCAGCCUGCGAGCGUCCUCUCCGACUGGUUGGGUGUCUUCUAUAUAAUACAAAAAAACAAAGAGAAGGCUCUACUUUAUUUCCUUUUGGGCAUUUCCCUUGGAACAAUAUGCAUACUGCUUAUCGUUGUUGUAAAGCUGAUCUUCAUUAAUAAGAGAAAGCUGCAGGCAAAGUUGGACCUGACAGAACCAACUCAUAGCCAAAAUGCAACACCCAACAACCACGUACCAAAACAUUCGUCUCCCACUGCAUUACGGCGAGCAACUUCCGAUGAAUUUGUAGACUUUAUGGGGUACAGUCCCCGAUCAGGAACACUAAGAACAGAGAGUGGCAACAGAAGCUUAAAUUAUUUCUGAAAUAUACAUACAUACAUAUAUAUAUAUAUAUAUAUAUGUAUAUAAUAUAUAUAUAUAUUAAGGGAAACAAAAUAUCCGUAAAAUAUCAGCCAAAAACAAAAAACAAAAAAAAAUCCAUUUAUGAAUCCUUUGUCUGUCUUGUGCAUCACAUGCGAUACACUGGACAUAUUUCUCCAGUGUCCAUACAUCACAUAUGAUAAAUAUUCCCAGUUUUUCUUGACCGUAAGAGUACCUUGGGACUUAUGAAAGGAAAGCUUUCUAUAACUCGGAUCAUGAUUACAAGGGCUAACUGUAAGUCUUGAAAACAAGCAUGGACAUUUAGGAUAAACUUAUGACGAUGCUUUGGAUAGGUAAAUGGUUAAUUCUGUUACGUUUCUCCGAAAUAUUCUCGAAAUAUUUCUCUUAUUCAGAGGAAUGAUUGCCAGGUGACAGCAAAAACACCAACAACAACAACAGCAACAAAGAUAAAUGGAUUUUUCAUGAUUGGUGCCUCAUUAACAAAGAAGAUGAGAAAUCUUGAAAAAAAAAAAAAAGGGGGAAAUGAGAAUUUAUUUAUUUAUUAAAAUGUCACUAAUGCACUUAAGAAA
Octopus sinensis (East Asian common octopus) is the source of this 2295-nucleotide messenger RNA. RefSeq lists its product as uncharacterized. Gene Ontology annotation, molecular function: carbohydrate binding. The record is from RefSeq and is a predicted model, not a curated record. The transcript is spliced from 7 exons. Lineage: Eukaryota; Metazoa; Mollusca; Cephalopoda; Octopoda; Octopodidae. The coding region runs from base 35 to 1708 and encodes 557 amino acids.